AUGUCGCAAGCGAAACCUGUAGAUCCAAACGCCCAAAGCAAAGCAGAACGUGGAAGGAAAGUCCUAUUCCCCUUGGAUAAGAGUUCCAAAGUUCGUGCAGCAAUCGAAUGGUUCUUCAGUUUUGGUUACCGCCAGAGCGACUCCAUCAUAUUUGUCAAUAUUGUCCAUCCAAAAUACUCUCGCGGAGUUAUUAACCUAGAGAGCAGUUCCUUCAAUCCUAGCGAAGAUUUCAAAUUGGAUUUCGAUGAGGUGCACGAAAUUGAGGACGAAUACAAGGAGUUUGCGAGGAAAGCGGGUGUGAAAUUUAGCACUACUUGCAUAGCUGAUACUGAUAUAGCUGGUGAACUAAACAUGCUUGCUGAUCAGGAGAAAGCCGAUUUGAUAGUGACAACAGCACUGGGAGAGAGCAUUUAUGAUCUCAUCGGGGAUACUAAGAUACCUGUUCUUAUUGUACCUUCAGAAGAAGUGGAUAAGCCAGGCACAUCGUUAUAA
This is a messenger RNA of Rodentolepis nana, 492 nucleotides long. NCBI's taxonomy places the organism in Eukaryota, Metazoa, Platyhelminthes, Cestoda, Cyclophyllidea, Hymenolepididae. The record is from the annotation of a GenBank genome assembly.